AUGGACCAGCGGUUUCAGUUGACAGAGCUCAUUGGAAAAGGGUCGUUCGGCGAUGUGUUCAAGGGGAUCGACAAGGAGACGGGCAAGCAGGUGGCUGUGAAGAUCAUCGACCUGGAAGAAGCUGAGGAUGACGUGGAGGAUAUUCAAAAGGAGAUUGCACUGCUGGCAGAGUGCAGAGCUCCCAACAUCACCAGGUACUACGGCAGCAGUGUGCACAACACCAAGCUAUGGAUCGUCAUGGAGUUCAUGGCGGGCGGCAGUGUGGCCGACCUGCUGCAAGAGGCCCCUCUGGACGAGGCGUCCAUAGCGUACAUCCUGCACGACCUGCUGCAGGCUUUGGAGUAUCUGCACUCGGAGAAGAAGAUCCAUCGUGACAUCAAAGCGGCCAACAUUCUGUUGAACGAGGAUGGAGAUGUCAAGGUGGCUGAUUUCGGUGUGUCCGCCAAGCUCACCAAAACCAUCUCCAAGCGAAAGACGUUUGUGGGAACGCCCUUUUGGAUGGCGCCAGAGGUCAUUCAGAACACCGACGGAUAUGACGAGAAGGCGGACAUCUGGUCGCUGGGCAUCACAGCCAUCGAGAUGGCCAAAGGGGAGCCGCCCUUUGCGGAUCUGCACCCCAUGCGCGCGCUCUUCCUCAUUCCCAAGGACCCUCCGCCGCAGUUGGACGACCAUUUCUCGAAGCCUUUCAAGGAGUUUGUCAACCUCUGUCUUAACAAGACUGCCAGAGAGAGGCCCAGCGCCAAGGAAUUACUCAAGCAUCGGUUCGUGAAGUAUGCACGCAAGACCCCGCGGAUCAUCGACCGCGUGAGGGAGAGGGUGGAGAGUGCGGGGGAGCGCAUUGUAUCGCCGCGCAUGAAGCCAGACGACCCGGAGGACGGCCCUCCCCAAUCCGCCGCCGCUGCUGCUGCCGCUGCUGUCGCUGCUGCCACCGCUGCUAGCAGCGCGCCGAGGCACUCACGCAUGGCGAGUUGGGACUUUGGCACGGCCACGGGCACCAUGAAACCCACUGAAACGCUUCGCAGGCAGAUCCGCGCCGCUGUUGCUGACCCCUCUGAGGGGGGUGGGGCUGAUGGCAUGGGGAGGGAUGACGGGGGAGGGGGAGGCGGAGGGGGAGGGGGAGGGGAUGGGUACGAUGGGGGGAAGCGGAGUGGGACGGUGCGACGCAAGCCGCGUGAUUCUGGGAGUGGGACUGUAAAGAAGGAAUCCCUCCCCCUUACCACCGUUUCUGUGAAACGUGAUGGGCCACGUUCUUACUUCCUUCCCUCCCGCUUACCGCCUUCUCUUUUCUCCCCUCCCGCUUUGCCAACCCGUCCCUUUGCCUCACAGGGGGGCGGCAAGGGGCGCAGGAGAGGCAGCAAGCCGCCCCUGCCUGAUGGCUCUCAAGCGUCGGAGGAGGGUGGGCGCAAGGAGGACUCGGCAACCAACAUGGCAGAAGCACUCAAGGCCAUGAAGGGAGGGAAGAAGGGCGGGGGAGGGCGGGCGAGCAGAGCGGGCGGGGGAGGAGGAGGAGGAGGGGGGGAUGCCAUGGACAGUGGCACCGUUCGAACAAGAAAACCCAAGGCAGGGGGGCGGAGGGGCGGUGGAGGAGGAGGAGGGGAGGAGCAGGGAGGAGCGAGAGUGGCUGGAAGGGAUGCCGCUGUGUCAUCCUCGCCUCUGCUCUCCCUCGUGCUCAUGCCGGCAUUCAAGGAGGUGGCAGCGGAUCAGCAGGAGCAGGCAGCGGUGCGGGCAGCAGCAGACGCAGCAGAUGCUCUAGUGGAGAUGGAACGAUGCGCCCCCGGCUCCUGCCAGUUGCUGCUGGCCAGCCUGCUCGGCAAACUCGGCAGUGCAUCAGAGGAGGUCCCCCCUCUCCGUGACCUGAAGGCCAAUGCGCGCAGGCAGUUUGGGGGGCCAGGGGGUGAGGGAGGAGCGGAUGGGCGAGCGGACAGGCGGCAUGGCAAGGGGGGAGACGAUGACGUGAACAACCUGAGCCCCCUGGGAAGCUUCCUCUUCCGCAGAUGGAAGGGAAACUCGCUGCUGGAGUCAGGAUGA
Messenger RNA from Closterium sp. NIES-65, 2028 nucleotides. The record is from the annotation of a GenBank genome assembly. NCBI's taxonomy places the organism in Eukaryota, Viridiplantae, Streptophyta, Zygnematophyceae, Desmidiales, Closteriaceae.